Molecule: messenger RNA, 594 nt
Organism: Torulaspora delbrueckii
Lineage: Eukaryota; Fungi; Ascomycota; Saccharomycetes; Saccharomycetales; Saccharomycetaceae
Gene: RLP24
Product: ATPase-activating ribosome biosynthesis protein
Exons: 1
Coding region: 1-594 (197 amino acids)
Biological process (GO): ribosomal large subunit biogenesis
Cellular component (GO): nucleolus
Source: RefSeq, a predicted model, not a curated record
AUGAGAGUGUAUCAGUGUCAUUUCUGCUCUUCCCCGGUUUAUCCCGGCCAUGGUAUGAUGUUUGUGCGUAACGAUGCCAAAGAGUUUAGAUUCUGUCGGUCCAAGUGUCAUAAAGCUUUUAAGCAACGUCGUAACCCUCGUAAAUUGAAGUGGACCAAGGCUUUCAGAAAGGCUGCCGGUAAGGAACUUGCAGUGGAUUCGACUUUGACCUUCGCACAGAGAAGAAAUGUCCCUGUUAGAUACAAUAGAGAAUUGGUUGAAACGACUUUGAAGGCUAUGGACAGAAUUGAAGAGAUUAGACAGAAACGUGAGAGAGCAUUCUACAAGAACAGAAUGAAGGGUAAUGAGGAGAGAGAUUUCUUGAGAGAUAAGGCUCUUGUGGAAGCUAACCCUGAGCUAUUGAGAAUAAUGGAGGUUGAAAUGGCCGAGAAGUUGGCUAGGAAGCAAGCUGCAGAGGAAGAGGUAUCAGAGGAAGAAGAGGAAGAAGAUGAAGAAAUGGAAGUCGAUAGCGAGGAGGAAGAGGAAGAGGAAGAGAAGAAGCAAAAGGUCUUGUUGAAGAACAAGAAGAGAACCUCGAAAAAAAUUGCAUUUUAG